AUGUCAGAAGAGGAAACCCGUUUCAGUGAGUUUAAGGAGGCGAAUAAAAUUGUUUUCGAUCCAAAUACAAGACAAGUUUGGGACAACCAGGGAACCACAGGCAAUGUUGCCACGAACAAUGGAACGAGCGUAAAGCCUGAAGCAGGGAGUAUGCAGGAAGCUCAAGCGAAUGCGAAACAAGAACAAGAGGACCAAGAUGAGGAUAAUUCAGCCACUUCAGGGAUAGUACCAACUCUACAGAAUAUUGUUGCUACAGUGAACCUGGGUUGUCGGUUAGAUUUAAAGACUGUAGCACUUCAUGCUCGUAAUGCUGAAUAUAAUCCAAAACGUUUUGCUGCAGUGAUUAUGCGUAUUAGAGAACCUAAAACCACAGCUUUGAUUUUCGCAUCCGGGAAAAUGGUCGUUACGGGUGCUAAGAGUGAAGAUGAUUCAAAACUAGCCAGUAGAAAAUAUGCAAGGAUUAUCCAAAAAAUUGGUUUUGCUGCCAAGUUUACUGAUUUCAAAAUUCAAAAUAUUGUUGGUUCUUGUGAUGUUAAAUUCCCUAUUAGAUUAGAGGGUUUGGCCUUCAGUCAUGGAACUUUCUCCUCAUAUGAACCUGAAUUAUUCCCAGGUUUAAUUUAUAGAAUGGUGAAACCAAAGAUUGUGCUUCUAAUUUUCGUCUCAGGGAAAAUUGUUUUAACCGGUGCCAAACAAAGAGAAGAAAUUUAUCAGGCAUUUGAAGCUAUUUACCCUGUGCUGAGUGAAUUCAGAAAGAUGUGA
Molecule: messenger RNA, 759 nt
Organism: Naumovozyma castellii
Lineage: Eukaryota; Fungi; Ascomycota; Saccharomycetes; Saccharomycetales; Saccharomycetaceae
Gene: SPT15
Product: TATA-binding protein
Exons: 1
Coding region: 1-759 (252 amino acids)
Source: RefSeq, a predicted model, not a curated record